Messenger RNA from Phyllotreta striolata, 1191 nucleotides. Lineage: Eukaryota; Metazoa; Arthropoda; Insecta; Coleoptera; Chrysomelidae. The record is from the annotation of a GenBank genome assembly.
AUGGGGAUGCCAAGCAGCAAAUUCGGGAAGGAAAUACCGGAAAAAGAGCUGCAACCCGCCAGCGUGCCGUCGACGCCGAUUUUAACCCCGGAAACUAAAAAGUUCAGCGAUAAAGACCCGCGUUCUCCGAGCUUGCACAUAUCCAGAACGCCUCUCGAGUUGCUAUCGUCGGCCGCCGAGAAAUUGGAGAAGUUCAAAAACGAGGAAACGCCGAUCAAAAGCGCUUACGUGCUGGAUAUCGAUCCCAGAUCGCCCACCAACGACUUCAAAAGAACCCCUAUCGUCAUCGACGCGUCGGAGGAGAGCUACCCCAGCAAGCUCCACAACAAGAACCUGGAUAAAGUGCGGAGAUCCGAACUGUGCACUUCUCCGGUUCGAGAAUCGGGUAAAUGCUUGAGGUCUCCGAAAUCGGGCAUUCGGCCUCGAUUGCUCGAAAGCAGCCCCAUCAAAGCCAAGCCUGAUGUAAGGAAACGACGCUCUUUAGUCGGACUGCUCGAGACGAAUAUAGAUUUCACGGAAACUGAUUUAGAUAGCGUCUAUCAAGAGAAACACAAGACUGAUAUAAUUCCGCAAGGAGAACCCGCAUUACCUGAACCCGAGCCUGAACCUUCGGUGCCUACAGCCAACAUAAGUACAAAUUCGGAAGUGGAUGUAAUAGAGGAAAUUGCCGAAGUAAUAGAAACUAUCCAAGUAGUUAAUAAAACAGACGACAGUGAGAAUAAUUCCACUGAUGGAAACGAAAUAGAAAACAUUCCAACUGAAACCCAUUCAGCUCCAGUAUCGCCCCCUAGCCCUAUUUUACCGAGCAAUGGCGUAAAAUCAACAUGUCUUACUCCUAUUAUUAAUAUAACGGCGGAUGUAAAAGAACUGGACAAGAAACUAACCAAUUUAAUCUACGAAGAUAACCUGGUGGUGUGUCCGAGGAUCGUUAAAUUGAAGGACAACCCCGAGAGGUCUCCGUUGAGGAAUUGCAACGGCAACGAAAAUCGAGUAAAAUCCAUUCCGAAGUUAAAGGUGAGUGAUAAACCGAGGAGGUCCGAUUACGCUGUGAGCAAGAUUCCUGUAUUUAAAGAUAAGAGAGACAAAGUGAAGAAUCAGAUUCAAUGCGAGAAUACGCCCCCCAAAGGCAUCGAUAGAGUCAAGCAUAAGAGACUUGACUGGGAUGCGAAAGAUAAUACUUUGUACUUGUAA